AUGGCCAGUGUAAAAGUAGAAGAUGGAAUAACCUUCUUCGAAAGAGAAAUAAAAGAGUUUUGCACCGAAUUAAAAAGCAUUUGUGUCACUGAACAAAUCACUCAGACUCGAGCACUGAGAGAUUCAUGCAAGGAUUUCAUAAAAGCACUUACAGAGAAAUGGUCCAAGAAGCUGAAAGAAAGGGACCUGAUGAUUGAUAAAAUUCAGGAGUAUAGCAAUGAGUUGCUCCAACAGAGCCAAUGCAUAUCAGAAAAUCAAGAGCACUUGACAGAAAUAAAUGCUAUCCUUAAUCAAGAAAAGCAGCAAAAGAAGGACUUGACUGACAGCAUCCAAGAGCUUAAAGAACAGAUGAAGAAGGAAACAAUAGCUUCUAAAUCCAAAAGCACUAAGGAGAGAGAGGAACAACUAUGCAAGUUGAAAACAUUCUUUGAAGAGAGGCUUGGACUGGAGAUAUGCAGAACUCACAAUGAACAAUUACAGUUUAUAUUCAGACACAUUGACCACAAAGAUCCCGACAAACCAUAUGUGUGUACCUUUUCCAUAAAUGAACAAGGAGAUUACGAAGUGACUUCCUGUACUCCUCCUCUGGAUUGUAUAGAAGAGUUCCACCUCAAAGUGAGAGAAACUAACAAUUUUUCUGUGUUUGUUGCCAACAUCAGAAAAGCUUUUGUUGCUUUAUCUUAUAAACAGUCUACAUAA
Nestor notabilis (Kea) is the source of this 699-nucleotide messenger RNA. RefSeq names its product SPC25, NDC80 kinetochore complex component (gene SPC25). The record is from RefSeq and is a predicted model, not a curated record. Gene Ontology annotation, cellular component: Ndc80 complex. Gene Ontology annotation, biological process: chromosome segregation. The coding region runs from base 1 to 699 and encodes 232 amino acids. Lineage: Eukaryota; Metazoa; Chordata; Aves; Psittaciformes; Psittacidae. The transcript is spliced from 6 exons.